AUGAACAUUUGUGGAUCCAAGACAUGCAUUCCAGUCCGCGUGUGCGCCAUGUCAGCAGCCAACCCGUUCCAGGUUGGCACAUGUCUGGAUGACGGAGCGGGCGGCUACAACUGCCUGUGUCCUGCGGGGUUCGUGGCGGAUGAACGACCCGAUGAAACCCCCGUCUGCGUGCCAGGUAGAAUUGAACCGGCUCAAGGCAUGCGUGAGAGCAUGGGUGCUCAAGGCAUGUGUGAUAGCAUGGGUGCUCAAGGCAUGUGUGAGAGCAUGGGUGCUCAAGGCAUGUGUGAGAGCAUGGGUGCUCAUGGCAUGUGA
Molecule: messenger RNA, 312 nt
Organism: Closterium sp. Naga37s-1
Lineage: Eukaryota; Viridiplantae; Streptophyta; Zygnematophyceae; Desmidiales; Closteriaceae
Source: the annotation of a GenBank genome assembly